This is a messenger RNA of Eruca vesicaria subsp. sativa (arugula), 1475 nucleotides long. The record is from the annotation of a GenBank genome assembly. Lineage: Eukaryota; Viridiplantae; Streptophyta; Magnoliopsida; Brassicales; Brassicaceae.
CGGGAAAAUCGCCGUUAGGGUUUGCUUUAACUCUUCAUCUCCUCUCUCUCUGGCGAUUGUGGAACCAAUCAAGCAUGAGGACGAGGACGGUGAAGCGAGAAUCGGAAGCAACCGGAGAAGGCAGUGCUAGCAGAGGAGACGCCGGCGAGUCGUCUCGGUUUAGGUCUGUGAAGAGGGAGAAGAAUAAGGGAGUAGCUUCCUCCGUUCAAAUCGACGAGCCGCCGAGUCAGGAAGAAGGAGAGGAACAGGGAGUAUCUGAUCGGAGGGUUCUCAGAUCUCAGUAUCUCGCUCUUAUCAACAAAAUCAGCGAUUCUAAAGAUGAUUUGACGAAUGUUGAUUCUGACAAAUUCACCAGAAUUUUCAAUGAAUUUGAGAACUUGCACCAGAAAGUUCAGAAGCCAAGGGAGCAGAUUGCAGAUGCAGAGGCGUUUCUGGAUAUAGCAAACACCAUGUUGUCAUCGGUCAAGUCUCAGUCUGCUAAUGGGGUUUCUCCCGCUGAGUUUGUUAAUGCUUUGGUCAAUGGGUUUGGUCAGCCUUCUCAAAGGAUUGAUUCUGAUGAAACUGCUGCCCCUGUAUCUGUUAAAUGGAAGGAUCUUGGGCUUGCUGUCUGUUCUACUGUUUUUGUAUCUUGUGGUUGUUCCACGAUGUUGGGACCUAUGGACACUGAAUUGAAGGAAAGGAAAAGGGCAGUCUACAGAAAACGUACAAAGCCUGGUGAAGGCGUUCGUCCGGAUGAGGUAGAUGAUUCACAAUCAGAAGAGAAAACUGAUACGGACAAGAACAUGGCGAUAAUGUUUAACAUCUUACGCCAGAAGAAGCGUGUGAGGCUUGAGAAUUUGGUGCUCAACAGAAGAUCAUUUGCACAGACUGUUGAGAAUUUGUUCGCUCUAUCUUUCUUGUCCAAAGAUGGACGAGUAGAGAUCAUUGUUGACAAGAAUGGCUCACAUUUUGCCUUGCCGAGAAACGCACCUGCUGCGAACCUGGUGGCGUCAGGGGAAGUCACUUACAACCACUUUGUGUUUAGAUUUGAUUUCAAAGACUGGAAGAUGAUGUCUGAAAUGGUGCCUAUGGGCGAAGAGCUAAUGCCACACAGGGAAACUGCGGUCGCUUCAUCUUCUUGUCCCCCUGCACCAGGAGAUAUCCCACAGGAUUCUCAGACAACACCGAUAAGAAAACUCUCGAGAAACAGAGGUUUGGUUGUACAAGAGGACACUGUUGUAGAAGAUUCUCCUGACGUUGAGGGUGAUGGAACUCGAAGGAGGUGUAAGCGGAAACUCACUUGAGAAGAUGAGUCUCAUUGUAGGGAGUAUAUAGAGUAGUGAUUUAAGAAAAACUCAUUUUGCUGUUUGAUUUUGUGACAUUUAACUUAAUGUCUUCUUUAGGAUUUGUUUUGUUCAUCGUAGGUUCUUACCAGUUAAGUGGCUUUCGUUGACUCUCAGAAGGUGUUCCUUCUUUUAUUUGAUGAUUAAGAGAGA